CGACUGAUCAAGAAGGAAUCAUCAACAAAAUGUUAUAUGGCCUCUUGCUUUUUGUCGGCAGAGAAAGCCAAGGGAGAAAUGCACACCAACUCCAUGAAUAUAUGCUAAGGAAGAAGGAGAAACAAGCAAGAAACCAUCCAAAGUUUCCAAAAUCCUGAGCUCAAACACAGCAGCCCACUUCUAGGAUCAUCCGAAAGGUAUCGUAGAGAAGGUUUAGUGUUGGAAUAUUGAAAUUAAUGAGUUAAUCGUCGGAAUCGUUGUUCGUCGACAUAUCCGAAAUCCUGGAUAGCAACUUUCCUUUGAUUUCAGGUCCGAUUUACGCUAUUUUACAUCUCUUAAAUCGAAAUACUUUCUAUACGAAAGUUAUAGCCUUACAUCUUAGGAAUCCACAGAAUCAAACGGUUUGCAAUUCCGUGAAGAAACGAUGGAGAUAUGCUCAAAAUACCGCAGGCUGUCCAAUUGUGACGAGAUUGACAAAGUUGGUGAAUUUCGAUGUUGUUUCCACUCCCGCUCAUCCGUAAGGUUUCGACCGAUGAUUUCCAGAAAGCCAAGGGAGAAAUGCACACCAACUCCAUGAAUAUAUGCUAAGGAAGAAGGAGAAACAAGCAAGAAACCAUCCAAAGUUUCCAAAAUCCUGAGCUCAAACACAGCAGCCCACUUCUAGGAUCAUCCGAAAGGUAUCGUAGAGAAGGUUUGGUGUUGGAAUAUUGAAGUUAAUGAGUUAAUCGUCGGAAUCGUUGUUCAUCGACAUAUCCGAAAUCCUGGACAGCAACUAUCCUUUGAUUUCAGGUCCGAUUUACGCUAUUUUACAUCUCUUAAAUCAAAAUACUUUCUAUACGAAAGUUAUAGCCUUACAUCUUAGGAAUCCACAGAAUCAAACGGUUUGCAGUUCCGUGAAGAAACGAUGGAGAUAUGCCCAAAAUACCGCAGGCUGUCCAAUUGUGACGAGAUUGACAAAGUUGGUGAAUUUCGAUGUUGUUUCCACUCCUGCUCAUCCGUAAGGUUUCGACCGAUGAUUUCCAGGUCUAUACCUUUGCGUUAGACUUGUCGAAUCAUUCAUCACAUAGGUACAUGAACAUAUAUAUUAAUCCAUAUGUUGAAAUUAUCCCAAAAUAUAUAUGUGAUGCAUAUAUAAGUCAUCUAUAUGUUAAGAUCAAAAUACACCAAAUCUAUAAGGUUAAUAUACACAUAAGUAAAUAUAAAAUUUGGAAAUCGACCCUACAAUAUGUAUAUUUCAAUCAAAGGUUUUUAAAAGACGUAAACAAAUAUUUUGGACCCUCAAAAUAUCAAGAGUAAGACUCGCAUACUCAAACGGUCGACGCAAACGGUCGACCGUCGUGAUAAAACUUCGAAACGAACAAUGACUGUCAGCCAAACGGUCGACCGCCGGUGGCUGACGGUCGACCAUCGCCCACCCAGCCGAGAACCGCCGCCGCCACCCAGUCAACAACGGUCGACCGCCGGUCAACCGCGGUCGACCGUCACGGUGAUCCGCCAAUCCGACCUGAUGAAGAUCAAGGUCGACUGUCGCGCAAACGGUCGACCGUUCCGAGCCCUGUAGCUUAAUUAAAUAAUAUUUUUAUCAGAUUUCAUCCAAAUAAAAUAAACGUGAUGUGCGGGACUUACUAGUCCGAGUACCACCCCUACUUUCUAGUCUCCCUUGAGAGACUAAGGCCGCGUGAGUUCGUCGUACCAAAUGGGCGAAUCUCAUAGCGCAAGGGUGUCCUUGCUCGUUAGAAUCAUGCAUCAUGUUAUUAUCAUCAAGUACAAUUACAUUGAUUACCUAGGCUUCAUGUAAUCAUCAUCAAGAACAAGCAAAUUGAUUAAAUGUGUCAUCAUGUAAUUAUCAUUAAAUAUUUAUCAUCAUGAAUCAUCAAAUUGACCAUAUGAUAUAAUGUGCCAUAUCAUGAAUAUUAUUAUUAUACAUUUGUGGACGUAUAUAUAUGUAUAUGUAUAUGUCUGUGAACCAUUCUACAAUUCUAGCGUGGUACCACUCAGCGGUUUCGCUGAGCGUGUAGUUUGUAUUUUUCGUUGACUACACGUAGGUAACAAGAAGACAAUGAUGGAACCUUUCCCGGAGGGCAUUAAGUCAGUGGAGAUGUAAGGAUGCGUCCGUUUACAAACUAGUAGUCUAAAAAUUUACACAGUACUAAACUAAUAAUAACAUGAAGGCGUAAUGAGACUUUUAUAAAAAUUUACCCAGCGCUAGGUCUCAGACAUUUAAAUUGUAAAUAUUCAUUAACAGUAAAAGUUUACAGUUCUCUUUAAAAAUAUAUUGAGAGCAAAGUGGAAUUAAGCACAAAUUCCGUGUUAUACGGAUUGGGGUGUUACAGGAACUGUGCAAGUAACUAGUUUAGUUAUCAGGACCGGUAUGUAUUCCCUCAAUUUUAGGUGAAAUUAUUAGAUUUCAUUUCAUACAAAUCAAUAAGGUGUGAUUGCUUGUAUAUUAGAUAAGAUAAGAUCAAAUCAAAUUCAAUCAGAUCU
Cuscuta campestris is the source of this 2484-nucleotide messenger RNA. The record is from the annotation of a GenBank genome assembly. NCBI's taxonomy places the organism in Eukaryota, Viridiplantae, Streptophyta, Magnoliopsida, Solanales, Convolvulaceae.